This is a messenger RNA of Cylicostephanus goldi, 318 nucleotides long. Lineage: Eukaryota; Metazoa; Nematoda; Chromadorea; Rhabditida; Strongylidae. The record is from the annotation of a GenBank genome assembly.
UGGGUGAUUACCCGGGAUGCCGACUGGUCUUUUGAAGGCACUAAAGUUGCGCAUACGAUUGAGGAUGCCUUGAAUCAGGCUGUAGCAGAUGUAAAAGCCUCGGAAAAUCCGAAGUCCAUUUAUAUUAUUGGCGGCGGCGAAAUAUUUAAACAGACCCUGGAUAUCGCUGAUCGUCUGGAACUCACCCAUGUCGAACUGGAUGUAAAAGGUCAUGCCUAUUACCCGGAGAUUCCGGCCGAGUUUGAAAAAGUUGCAUCAGAACAACAUAUUGAUGACAAAACCGGUAUUGCAUUUGAGUUCGCAACAUACAGAAAAUAA